AAAAUUAUAUGUAAUAUCGUUUUAAUUAGCAGAGAUAUUAAAAUUGCGUUUUUAGCUUUAUGCUUUGCAAUCUCUUAUACAUUAAUAUCAAAUUUGAUAAUGAGUAACAUAAAUUGAAUAAAAUUAGUUCAUCAUAUGCAUAUGUAUUUUAGAUUACUGUAAUCAAUAAUAAAUCUAUAAUAGUCAAGCAGGAUAUAUCUAGUCAGGCAUAUCUAAUAAUCAGACAGGAAAUAUUUGUUCCGCAUAGCGGAAUUUCCUUCUCUAUAUCUUGCAAAGUCAAUAGACAUUUUGUGACCGAGAUUUAAAACCGCACGUCGCCAUUUUCCGGCCGUUAUAAAUAAACGAAGAAGAAAUUUUGUAAUGCUCAUUAUCUAAUGAUACGCCGUGUUAGAAGCAGUUUAUUUGCGCAUAUUAUAUGUUAAUCAUGAAGUUUCUUACAGUAGUGUGUGUUUUAGUGACUACAUGGAUUUAUGCCGAAAGCAUGCAAUUCAUCGACGAUGAAUUACGUCCGCAUGAAGGGGUGGCGAUAGGAUGCGCAGGAAGACGUAUGCAAUUGAAUAAUCAGAUGAAAGAGGUAAUGUGCGUGCCAAGGCACGCUAUGAUAAAAUUAAUACCGCAACCGGGCUACACUUUUUAUCCGAAUUAUGCCUCAGUGAAAAGAUGCAGCGGUUUCUGUCCGAGGAACAAAUCAUGCAUGCCAGUUCGCAAAAAUGUUAGAAAGAUCGCAGUAAGAAUGGACGGUUAUGACUCAAGCGAAUGUUAUCACGUGUUGCUCGAGGAACACACCAAAUGCAAAUGUCAAUGUAGCGUGACAGAAAAUCAUUGCAACAUUCAUCAGAUAUAUUCAGAAGAUAAUUGUGCGUGCGAAUGCAUGAAUAAAAGAAAGUGUGAUAAAGAACGCCAGAUGGUCUGGAAUGAAAAAUUGUGCAAAUGCACUUGCGACAAGGAAGAAGAAAUCUGCUCGAGUGGACUCGAAUGGGUUCCCUCUCGUUGCGGAUGCGCCCAAGUGAUGGAGAUGUAUCAAUUAGAUAAAUCUAAUACUAAUUAUAUUAGAAAUUUAUAGGAAAAUAACACAAUAACAAGAAACCCUAUCUUAAUAACUCGAAGUAUCAACUCAAAUCAUUCGAUAAUAAUUAAGUCACCAUUUUAAUUUUUUAUUUCGAUUUAUUUGCCUAAUAAAGUUCUUUAUAUACACAUGCAUUCUUUUUUAAAUAUAUCAAAAUCACUGUUGUAAAAUCACAUUAACAAAUUGAGCAAUAAAACAUAAGGUCGAUACAUCGCCUUAUAAAUAAAAUAACAUCUUUAAUUUAGUGUCGCCGGAUAUUUUUAUCUCUUGAUGACAUACAU
Messenger RNA from Acromyrmex echinatior (Panamanian leafcutter ant), 1347 nucleotides. RefSeq lists its product as uncharacterized. NCBI's taxonomy places the organism in Eukaryota, Metazoa, Arthropoda, Insecta, Hymenoptera, Formicidae. Gene Ontology annotation, molecular function: growth factor activity. The record is from RefSeq and is a predicted model, not a curated record. Gene Ontology annotation, cellular component: membrane.